This is a messenger RNA of Eucalyptus grandis, 797 nucleotides long. Its product is annotated as mitochondrial import inner membrane translocase subunit TIM10. The record is from RefSeq and is a predicted model, not a curated record. Gene Ontology annotation, cellular component: mitochondrial inner membrane. The coding region runs from base 232 to 489 and encodes 85 amino acids. The transcript is spliced from 6 exons. Gene Ontology annotation, biological process: protein insertion into mitochondrial inner membrane. Lineage: Eukaryota; Viridiplantae; Streptophyta; Magnoliopsida; Myrtales; Myrtaceae.
GGCAGGGAGGACUGGGCAGGCUCAAUGCUGAAAUGCUACCGUCGGUGUCGGUCUAGGGUUUUGCAGUAACUUCAAAAUAAAAACCUUUCUCCUUGCUUCUGUCGAGCUCGAUCUCCAUCGCCACCGGCUUCUCAGCUUCACCCCGAGCGACGCUCGAACGCGCCUACUCCACUUCAUCUUCUUCUCCAGCGGCGACCAGCCAAACCACCUUUCGCUCACAGCCAGGUCAAAAUGGCCGCCGCUGGUAACGUUCCGACCGGUUUGGACAAGGAACAGAUUUUUGGCAUGGCAGAGAAGGAAAUGGAAUACCGGGUGGAACUUUUUAACAAGCUUACUAACACAUGCUUUAACAAGUGCGUCGAGAAAAAGUAUAAGGAAUCAGAGCUAAAUAUGGGUGAAAAUAGUUGCAUUGAUCGAUGUGUUUCAAAGUACUGGCAGGUGAAUAGUCUAAUAGGCCAGUUGCUUGGAUCUGGUCGUCCGCCAAUGUAGAAUUUGCUGGUGCAGCUGCACGGUGUCAUCCUAGAUUAGAUGCCCAGUUGGAUUUUUGAGGAAAGCCGGGAACUGAUAUUGAAUACCGAUAGUCCUUUUUCCUGUAUGGCUUUUGAGUUUAUGAGGUCCUCUGCUUAUUGUUUUGGUUGCACUUUGUCGCAGCAGCAGUCCUGAAUGCUCGCUGUCCACAGUUCUUGGGAAGACUUGUAUUCUUAAUAAAUAGCAGCGUUAAUUUCGAUUGAAUUGAAUUCUGGGAAGUGGUUCUUACUAAAGAGCAAAGCACGAUCAGACGACCUGGCUGUUGAAUA